AUGUUAUCACGAUCAAGCUUAUCGCAGCGUUUCCCUGUUUAUGCGAAGUUCCUUUCGUCGUCAUUGCCAAUUCAUGCAUCACAUCGUGGUGGACGACAUUGGGGAAAAGAGAAUACCCUUGAAACCUAUCGUCGAGCUGUUCAUGAAGCUCGAACAGAGAUUCUUGAAAUUGAUAUAUGGAAAACCAGUGACGAGCAACUCGUUCUUAAUCACGAUGGUAUUAUAAAUGGAGCAUAUAUUAAUGAAAAUACUCUUGAAUAUUUACAACGAAUGGAUUCACAACUGCUUACACUCGAGCAGGUUUUAAAUGAAUUCGUUCCAUUAUCAUCUUUGGUAUUCUUCUUCGAUAUGAAGGAUGCCAAUGCAAUUCCAUUAACACUUCAAGCUAUUCAAAAGUAUAAAAUUGAAGAUCGAGUUAUGUUUGGCGCUGUUGAUAGACCAAUCAAUAAAGAAUUACAAAAGCAGAAACCUUCUUCAAUUCCUCUUUGUGCUGAUGUAGAAUCAAUGAUGAAAAUAGCACAAGCUUACAAGCAAGGUCAACUCAAUGAAAGCUAUCCUUUUGAACACGAUAUACUCGGACUAUUUCUUGAACCAAACACUCGUGCAAUACUAACAACACAUUUAGUCGAUACAAUUCACAAAACAGGUCGACCAUUGGCGCUCGUUGGUUCGUUGCUUGAUGAUCCAGCAGUUCAGAGAGAAGUGAUUCAGCUCGGUGUUGAUAUUAUUUUUACUGAUCGUCCAGACGUCUUACGACAAACUUUCGAGUCGUACGCAAAUAAAUAA
Messenger RNA from Adineta ricciae, 786 nucleotides. NCBI's taxonomy places the organism in Eukaryota, Metazoa, Rotifera, Eurotatoria, Adinetida, Adinetidae. The record is from the annotation of a GenBank genome assembly.